This is a messenger RNA of Thelazia callipaeda (thelaziosis nematode), 1197 nucleotides long. Lineage: Eukaryota; Metazoa; Nematoda; Chromadorea; Rhabditida; Thelaziidae. The record is from the annotation of a GenBank genome assembly.
UAUUAUCUAAUUUGGGUUUUUAUUUUUGUUAUUAUAGUAUCAAUCACUAUAAAUCCAAAUUCACCGCUACAAGUUGAGAUUGAUAUAAGUGUUCGUAGCAUGGGACCAAUCUCAGAACAAGACAUGGAAUUUUCUAUGGAUUGUUACUUCCGGCAAAAAUGGUUAGAUCGUCGCUUAGCUUUUGAUACUUUUGGUAAUCGCAAGGAUUUACCAAUCGCAAACAAAAUGCUAAAGGAUAUCUGGACACCCGACACAUAUAUCCGAAAUGGAAGACAAUCUUAUUUGCAUACAUUAACUGUACCAAACGUUUUAUUACGUGUUCGUUAUGACGGACAAGUACAUGUCUCCCAAAGGUUGACUAUUCGAGCAAGAUGUCAAAUGUUUUUUAAAAAAUUUCCAAUGGAUUCUCAGGUUUGUCCAAUUGAAAUUGGCAGUUUGGGUUAUUUUUCCAAAGACAUAAGUUACGUGUGGAAAGACGUAGAAUUAGAUUCUAAAAUGAGCAAUAUGCUCGCACAGUACCAAUUACUUCACGUUAUCAAAACAUCGCACAAUUUGACUGACUCACACGAUAAUAAAUCAGUAUUGAAAGUUUACUUUAAAUUACAACGUCAACAAGGCUUUUAUAUUCUGCAAAUUUACACGCCAUGCACGCUGAUAGUGGUAAUGUCAUGGGUGAGCUUCUGGAUCAACAAGGAGUCAUCGCCCGCUCGUGUUGCUUUAGGUAUAAUGACAGUACUUUCGGUGUCAACACUUGGCUUCGGUUCUCGAUCUGAUCUACCAAAAGUUUCACACUCAACAGCUCUCGACAUUUACAUCAUCUCGUGCUUUGGAUUUGUUUUUGCUGCAAUGAUCGAAUACGCCUUCAUCAAUUAUGCAAACCGAGUCUACCUGCGCCAAGAAGAACAUGACUUCAAAGGAUUGGAAAGCAGUGACGCAAAAAUCCCAAUAACUUCAGCUCGUAAUCACAGAGACAUGUACUUAUCAUUCAAAAUUCAAAUUGCAGUGCUGAAUCGAAUCACAAGCCAAGCAUCGAGAGCAAGGAAAAAAUUGAAAAUAAGAAAUCCCGUAAAUGCAGUAAGUCAGAUCGAUUCCGCUUCGAAAGUUGUCUUUCCAUCACUUUACAUCCUAUUUAAUAUUGUCUACUGGUUAGCAUUCCUUUACUGGAUUCCCGAUGAAAUAAGCAGUCUUAUUAAGUGA